Messenger RNA from Drosophila eugracilis, 3608 nucleotides. RefSeq names its product ATP-dependent RNA helicase SUV3 homolog, mitochondrial (gene Suv3). The transcript is spliced from 7 exons. The record is from RefSeq and is a predicted model, not a curated record. Lineage: Eukaryota; Metazoa; Arthropoda; Insecta; Diptera; Drosophilidae. Gene Ontology annotation, molecular function: hydrolase activity, acting on acid anhydrides; RNA helicase activity; ATP binding. The coding region runs from base 114 to 2405 and encodes 763 amino acids. Gene Ontology annotation, biological process: RNA catabolic process; mitochondrial RNA 3'-end processing. Gene Ontology annotation, cellular component: mitochondrial degradosome.
GUCAGCUGUAUCCUCCAUUUGUUAUAUCAGAACCCAAAACGUGGGUUUCCGAUUUAAAGUUACACGAAUAGAUGAAUUAAAACCGGAUUUUUAUAGCACCAGGCCGGAGAACCAUGUUAAAUUGUAUGCGCUGCAUCAGCCUACUGGGUGUUGUGCGGCACCCGCAUUGCUUUCGUCCAUGCUUUUCAAUUACGCCGGCUUUACGACGACUGCACCGGGCAGCCCUUCAGUUUUCGCGAAAAAAAUCGGAAACAAACGUGUCGGCGCUAUUUAAACCGGUGCAGGUACAGGCGAACUCAGAGUCCGAGGACGUGGGCUCCGAGUUGGUUGGAAAACUGGAAAAGGUUGAGCUGCUGAAGAUUCUCAAUAAGUUCACACAACGCCGGGAAAUCAAGUCUCUUUGCAGCGAAAAUGGGCUAGACGCUUAUUUACAGCAACAAGCAUUCGGCUCAUUCCGAAGAUACUGUAUCGAAGCGGAAAAUCUUCCUGUGGACCUGCACAUAACUUUCAGCGACAUUACACAAGGAGCAGGUCAUAUAGAUAACAUUUUCCCAUACUUUCUGAGCCAUGCAAAGACAGUGUUUCCGCACCUGGACUGCAUGGACGACCUAAAGAAGAUCUCCGACCUUAGGCAGCCUGCAAACUGGUAUAGCAAUGCUCGCGCCAUUACGCGAAAGAUAGUGUUUCACGCGGGACCUACGAACUCCGGAAAGACUUUCCAUGCCAUGGAGAGGUUUCUAAAAGCGAAAUCCGGCGUUUACUGUGGACCCUUAAAGCUUUUGGCCACUGAAGUGUACAACAAAGCCAAUGAGCUGGGAACCAAUUGCGACUUAGUGACCGGGGAAGAGCGCAAGUUUGGUAUCAGCGAAAGUUCUCCAGCGAACCAUGUCGCGUGCACUGUCGAAAUGACAUCGGUCAACACUCCAUAUGAGGUGGGUGUAAUCGAUGAAAUACAACAGAUCCGUGAUCCUCAGCGCGGAUGGGCAUGGACGCGGGCUUUCCUCGGACUGAUCGCGGAUGAAGUCCACGUAUGUGGGGAACCAGGUGCGUUGGAUCUGUUGCAAAAAAUUUGUGAAACCACCGGUGAAACAGUUGAAGUUAAGCGAUACGAUCGUCUUACUGAGCUGACAGUAGAAAAUAGUGCUCUCGGAUCAUUGGACAAUGUCGUACCCGGUGAUUGCAUCGUGUGCUUCAGCAAACAUGAUAUAUAUUCAGUUUCACGCGAAAUAGAGGCUAGGGGCAAGGAGGUAGCUGUAAUAUAUGGCGGUCUACCACCUGGUACCAAGCUCGCCCAAGCUGCCAAGUUCAAUGAUCCAGCAAAUAGCUGCAAGGUAAUGGUUGCGACAGACGCAAUCGGAAUGGGCUUGAAUUUGAGCAUUCGUCGAAUCAUAUUUUAUUCCUUGAUCAAGCCGACGAUGAACGAGCGCGGAGAGCGUGAAAUCGACACAAUAUCGGUUUCAUCAGCCCUUCAGAUUGCGGGAAGAGCGGGCCGCUUCCACACUCAGUGGGAGCACGGAUUUGUAACUGCCCUCAAGCCUGAGGACUUAAAGACUCUGCAGUGCAUAUUGGCCCAGACUCCUGACCCAUUGAAGCAGGCGGGCUUGCAUCCCACUGCAGAUCAGAUUGAGCUCUACGCUUACCACCUUCCAAGUUCAUCCUUAAGCAACCUAAUGGACAUAUUUGUAAAUCUGUGUACUGUUGAUGAUUCUCUAUACUUUAUGUGCAACAUCGAGGACUUUAAGUUCUUGGCCGAGAUGAUACAACAUGUUCCACUGCCUUUGCGGGCCCGCUACGUAUUUUGCUGUGCCCCAAUCAAUCGCAAGAUGCCCUUUGUUUGCUCCAUCUUCCUUAAGUUAACACGGCAAUAUAGCCGUAAUGAGCCUAUUAGUUUUGAUUUCAUUCGAAAGAACUGUGGCUGGCCAUACAAGCUACCGAAAACUAUCUUGGAUUUAGUCCACCUGGAGGCAGUUUUUGACGUAAUGGAUUUGUAUCUUUGGCUAAGCUAUCGGUUCAUGGAUCUUUUUCCCGAUGCAACCAACGUUCGAGAAGCUCAGAAGGAACUGGACGGGAUUAUACAGCAAGGCGUCUUUCAAAUAACUCGCUUGCUGAAGAACACUGAGGCUAGCCAGGACGGAGAAGCUUCAUAUUAUCCACCGCGUCGAAUGACUCGCGUCAAGGAACCACGCCUUCCCAGCUUGUCGCGUGGACGUCUUACCGAAAGGCUUCUCGCGCAAGGGCUGUUGACCCCUGGUAUGCUUAGUGAGCUACGCAAAGAAUGGGACACCCAGCAAGUUUACAAUUUAAACCCACGUUCUAAGGAUAGUUCGGAACUAAGUGCGGAAAAUGAUGACGAUAACAAUGACUCAGAGACCGUACGAAAAAUUGGGAAAAAACGCAGAAAAUAAACUACGAGGUGUCAAUUAAGUAAUAUUAAAAUGAUUCUUUGAUAUUCAACAAUGACAAUAUAAUUCUUAAAUUGAAGAGUAGAAAUAUGGUAUCCGUCUCAGUAAAAAUAAUAAUUAGUUUAUUUUCUUGCAUUUUAUGAGGGAGUUUCUACUCAGAGUCUGAAAUACUUGACAACAACUCCGCACUUGAGCUAAUUGCGGUUGUAAUGUUAAAAUUGAAAAGUGUGUAAUAGAUCCCUUCCGAUUAGUUAAAUAAAUUGAGCCUCGCUUUCCUUCCAAAAUGUAGUUGCAGACUUAGGUUAUAUAUACAUUUAUCAUUUGUUGUAACAACGAACACACAUUCACUUUCAUUGCAAUUAUAAAAUAUUCGACACUCAAGACAAAAAGAUUUUUAACAGAUAUACAUAAAUAUUAUGAAUUCCAAAUACAUUUUUAUGGUUUCAUAUAGAAAUUACCGUUAAGUUUCUUGCACGCUUAUUGCCAUAGCUUAAGUUAUUUUUUUAUGCUGCGAUUCAACUUGAGUGAAAAAAAUUGUUUAGAUAUUUAUUAAAGCUUUCCAUUUUAGGUUUAUAAGUUAAACUUAUUUCAUUCACGCAGAUUUAAUGCAAAAACUAAAUUCUCUUAAUUAAUAGAGUUUUUGGUAAUCGAAUCACACCAAUCGUGCCGGUUAUUUUAUUUGAGGACCAUUUUUAAGCCGAUGUCAAGUAAAGCUCUAUGAAGCCCAAUCGCAGGUUAUAUUAUGAUUUUAUAAAAUUUUUGUUACCAAAUUAUCUUCUCUCUUUAUCUUAUAGAACAGAUAAAUUUUUGUAUUUUUCUGAAUAUCAAAACUGAUACUGCAUAUUAUUGAUCAAAAUAUGAUUUUUUGUUUUAAUGUAUGUAAAUUUGCAGGUAAAACGUAUGUAUAUAUGUACGAUUAUUUUUACUAAAAUUAUUCCUAAGUAUUUUUGGUUUUCAUAUUCAAUUUUCAUAUUUUUGGUAAUAAAAAAGUGCUAGAUUUAACAGACUUUGGGCAGCCUAUGCCAGGGUUAAUACUUAAAUAUCAGGAUGCAGAAAUGUUUAUUACAAAAAGUUGCCACUCAUCCUUAAAUUAGUUCAGAUGAACAAAUGAUGCACCUCCGGUUAUUCAUAUCGUAUUCAUUAUCACAAACAAUCGUAAAAUUCAAAUUUUGAGUAGUAAUUUAAGUAUUUGCAUGCACUUUGCGU